Molecule: messenger RNA, 1191 nt
Organism: Dothidotthia symphoricarpi CBS 119687
Lineage: Eukaryota; Fungi; Ascomycota; Dothideomycetes; Pleosporales; Dothidotthiaceae
Exons: 1
Biological process (GO): tRNA N1-guanine methylation
Cellular component (GO): nucleus
Molecular function (GO): tRNA binding
Source: RefSeq, a predicted model, not a curated record
AUGGAAUCUGACGAACGACCCACGAAGAUGAGAAAGACGGAGCAUGCAGGCGAGGAAGAGGUGGCGCCAGAGGCUGAAAUCACUCCUACCAACUCAACCAACGACGCGCAUGCACCCGUGAUCGCUGAAAAUAACGAAGCAGCAAACGAAACGGGGGAACCACCCAAUGACGAGGCUGCGGCGCCCAAAAUAUCGAAGAAUCAACUCAAGAAAUUGAGGCGUCAAGAACGAUGGGAAGCUGGUCGCGAUGAGCGCAAGCAGAAGCGCAAAGAGAAGGUCAAAGAGAAAAAGGAACGGAGACGAGAAGCAUGGACACAAGAGCAGGAAAACGAGGACGGCAGCGAACCAAAACCACCAGUGAUGAAGCCACCACGGCAUUCAGCAGGUAGUGGAACUCAGGUUCCUAUCACGGUUAUUUUCGACUGCGAUUUUGAAGAUCUGAUGUUUGACAAAGAGCUCAAGAGCUUGGGACUUCAGAUUACCAGGUGUUAUUCGGACAACAGGAAUGCUAAAUUCAGAACGCAUUUGGCGGUUAGCAGUUUUGGAGGCAAGCUGAAGGAGCGAUUCGACACCGUCUUGGCGCAGCAGUACGUGGGAUGGAAGGGCUUCCAGUUUUUCGAGGAGGAUUUCGUGGCGGUAGCCGAAAAGGCGAAAGAGUGGAUGAGUGGACCAAAAGGUGGUGAAGUUGCGGGAGCAUUGAAACAAGACGAAAAGGAGCAAGCUAGCGAAGGGACAACAGAAAACACAGAAGAAGGCGAAAUCGUAUACCUCUCCUCCGAGUCCGAAAACGUCCUUACACACCUCAAACCCAACAGCACCUACAUCAUUGGAGGUCUAGUCGACAAGAACCGAUACAAGGGUGUCUGCCACAAACGAGCUGUGAAUCGCGGAAUCAAGACAGCGAAACUACCUAUUGGAGAGUACUUGCAGAUGAACAGCAGACAGGUUCUGGUAACCAAUCAUGUGUUGGAGAUCAUGCUUAAGUGGAUGGACUGUGGAGAUUGGGGCAAAGCAUUCAUGGAAGUCAUUCCAAAGAGGAAAGGUGGAAAGCUCAGAGAAGGCGGAGAGGAGGACGACGAUGCAGAUGCAGAGGAAGCCGAGGUGAAGGAGCAGGAAGAUCAGGAGAUGGUAGAUGCAGCGAAAGAGGCGGAAGUUUCAUCAGGUGAACCGGCAAUCGAGACUACUCAGGCG